Molecule: messenger RNA, 1609 nt
Organism: Phytophthora nicotianae INRA-310
Lineage: Eukaryota; Oomycota; Peronosporomycetes; Peronosporales; Peronosporaceae
Exons: 1
Coding region: 61-1542 (493 amino acids)
Source: RefSeq, a predicted model, not a curated record
GUUGGAUAAGCGCAGCAGGUCAUUCAGUGCCAACAGCUCCGUUCCAUUCUUCCUCUCGCUAUGAGUGUCGCGGGGGCGUAUGCGCUGUUGCUGUCGGCAACAAUGCAUGGAGUCGAUGCGUGGGUGAUGCGGACAGUGACGUCUUAUCAGGCGCGCGUGGAGACGUACGCUCCGGUUUGGGACGACGACAACCAGGUGUUCGUGUCGGGAAUCCCGAAUUCUGUGUCUUCCGGUGGAAAUCUCACUUUUAACGAGCGAUAUCGAGCCACAAUGGACUCCGUCACCACAUCUAGCAUCGAGGGAGCGCUCAUGUACUUGCAACGAGACUGUAUCGACCGUGGCGCCGACCCGACGGACGAAUCGGUGAACUGUCAGCGUAAGAACAACGUGAGCGUCAUCACGUUCCUAGAGGUGCAAAUUGUGCAAACCAACGCUGCAUUGGCCGAGUAUCAGGAGCAGAAAUACAUGUACCCCGAAUUCUGCCCGUUUGUGAUGAUGGAGGAUGGAGAAUGUGUCUAUGCCGACGUACAGAACAAUGGAGAUGCGAGCUCUGAAAGUGGCUCCAGUCGACAACAUCCGCCAGAAUGCAAACAGUUCAACGGACUUGAUGGACAGCCACAUAUUGGACCGUGUGUGGGAGCUCAAGCAUUUGCAGCGGAUAUGGUGGCGCCGUAUUAUGAUACGGUUUGGUUCUCGUACCCGAAUAGUUGCGUGACGUCGAGCUGGAAAACUGGGAAGAGCGACACGUGUCGAGAACAAUAUCCGGGUGGACUGUGCUCGUUUGGAACAGACCCUGAUGGAGUGAAGUGCACAUUUUCAUAUAAAAUUUUGGGCUAUCUGUCGAUUGAUCAAUUAGUGGGGAUCACAGCGAUUAAUGCUACUGACAGUACAAGCUCAAACUCGUCUGCAUCGUCGAGCUCGUCAGCGAUUGACAACGUCCAGAAAGCCUCGAGCAAGUAUUAUAAGAACUACAACGCAUUCUGCGAGGCUGGUAACGUGGAAUUCCAUUCGUAUGAUCAAGACAAAACACUUGGAUUAAAGAACGUGAGCAGCAUUCCUUUCUGGGAAAACCCGUCUUCGCUCGAGGCCAAUAUUGCACGUACGCAACAGAUGAUCGCGCUUUAUAACGCACUGGCGGACGAGUCGACGAAUCACAUGCAGAAAUUGCCCACCGAUCUGGAUGCGCUUCGUGAAGCAAACCCUCCUUGCUAUGAGAAUGCUGAAGUCUGCUACAAGGCCCAGUUCGGCUGCAGGCGGCAUUCCUACGCGCAGGUUUGUUCAGUUUGUCGAGGUCAACGAGAUCUCUGUGUUCGGCAAAUUUCAUCCUAUACAUUCCCAGAGCUCGAGAAGGCGUCGCGAACGGUGUCUGAUAACGAGCUCCGUAGCGGUAUCUUUGCCACCCUGGCGACGCAAAUCGCUGCUACCUCGAGUACCAGCGGCAGCACGAGUGGCGCAGCACCCAUUCAUGCCGGUGUGGAUACAUUUGCGUUGGUGUUGCAGGGAUGUAGUCUCCUUCUCUUGAUCUGGCCAGCGCUUCGAUGAGCACCUGGCUGCUGUAACUUUCAGAAAUAUUAAUGUGUAUAACUAACAAAACAUUCACAAUUUGCUA